AUGCCAAAACCCGAUCAUGUUGAUAACAAACUGUAUGAUAUAAUGAAAAGGUGCUGGAAUCGAAACCCUAACUUCCGUCCUCCUUUUGAAAACCUGCGACAAAGAAUGGACACGUACAUUCGUGAAGAGACAUACUUGGAACUUCUUAACAUGGGCGCUUAUGACAAGGCAAAAUACUCCAGGGUUGAAGAUCUCGGAGGUGAAGAUGCAGGACCAAGCGAGAAAGUUGCAAAGAGGGCCUCAGCUAAGAGAUUGGGAAAAUGGGCCAGUGAUCGUCGUUAGGGUAUAUAAUCGUCACUUUUCGGUGCUAAACUAAGUGUAGGUUUGUGUUAGUUAAAUUUCUCCAUAUAAAUAUUAGAAAACUAUUUGAAAGCAUUGUCCUUGAUUAACAAAAUGAUAGUAC
Messenger RNA from Pocillopora verrucosa, 403 nucleotides. NCBI's taxonomy places the organism in Eukaryota, Metazoa, Cnidaria, Anthozoa, Scleractinia, Pocilloporidae. The record is from RefSeq and is a predicted model, not a curated record.